AGGCUUUUAAAGCAGAUUUGGGUUAAGAUCCAGAGUGGGAUGAUGGUAGGGUUUGUUUGUUUUUUUAAAUAGGAUUCGCCGCCCCCCCCCUCCGGUAAACUCGCGCAAAGGGUUUGAGGGCUUUAUUCAAGCCAGCAACGCGGUAUUCGGAGCAGGAGCUGCAGCGAUCUCGGAGGAGAAAGCGGAACAAGAUUUGAGCCACCUGGCUUGCUACGUGCACAGGGGGAAAACUUGGCUUUCUCUGGUGGGCCAGGCUCGUUGCGAGGACUCCUGGGACGGAAACCUGACUAACAAUCCAAGAAGUGGCGGAAAGACCUGCGCCGAGGCCUUCCCACGCUGACCAAGCCGAAGAAGGGCUUGGGGAGCAAGAGUUGCCUCCGCCUGAGAUUCCCGAAGCGGGCCGCGCGGGUCUGUUGACGCAAACUUUAUAAACGGCGUUUACACCGUUUCAAGGCAGAGCUCCCGGCGCCUCAAGCAUUUAAAUUCUCUUUCCCCCCCUCCACCUCCGGCGACUUCCUCUUUGCCUACUUUUUCUUAAAGAGAUCCUUUAAAAGGAGAACUUCGGCAGCGAAGCGCUGAGGCUUUCCUUGCCUGCCCGUGUGUUUACGCCGCGUCUUGGGGAGAGCUGCUCUCCCCCCUCCUUUCUGUUUAGCGCCGGUAUUUUGACAGACUCGGCCUUCCCCCCCACGCCCCAAAGCCGUUACCCAGCCGGCCAGUGAGGAGGGGAGGGGCAGUUCUGGCUCCUCUCCCGCUUAGUCAGGGCCGGGAGGUGGGGGAGGGCACACCUCGUGGCGGAGGCGGCAGCAGCAGCAGCAGCUUGUGCCAAGCACCAGUUGAAGAACAAAGAAGGAAGAAACGGCGAGAGGGCCACUCUCAAGUUACUUUCUGCACCAGCCAGCCCCCCGACCGUCCCGCAGCUUCAGACGCCGCCUUUGCAAAGGACCGCGCUGGAAGCCGCCGCCUUUUCUCCCCCUCCCCUUCUUUUUUUUUCUUUUCUUUUCCAAAGUUUCUUUCUCCCUUCCUGGCAAUAAAAGGAGGGCGAAUCUUCCACGAGAAGGCGGGAAGGGCACCGAAAUGAAAGCUCAGAAAAGUGCUGCUGCAAUAUCAGGCAGUGAGACAGAAGACGAUGACAGCAUGGAUGUCCCCCUGGAUCUCUCUUCUUCUGCCUGCUCAAUCAAGAGGAGGAGACGGGGUAACCUGCCCAAAGAAUCAGUGCAGAUUCUUCGGGACUGGCUGUAUGAGCACCGUUACAAUGCUUAUCCUUCUGAACAAGAGAAAGCACUAUUGUCGAGACAGACUCACCUUUCCACACUACAGGUCUGCAACUGGUUCAUCAAUGCACGACGCAGGCUUUUGCCUGACAUGUUGAGGAAGGAUGGGAAGGACCCAAAUCAAUUUACUAUCUCACGAAGAGGGACCAAGGUAAUUGAUGGCCACCCAGUGGAAUUUUCCAGCUCAAAAAACUGCAUUCCCCUGAUUGAGAGCUCCUUUCUCUCUGGUAGCCCAAGACCAAACAAGACUUGUAAUGCUCCUUCUCCAGGAUCUCUUUUGGCUCGUCCCUCAGUAAUCUGUCAUACCACCGUAACUGCACUGAAAGAUGUCCCUUUCCAUUUCAAUCAGCCUGCUGGUACAGGUCAGACUACAGAUGACCUUCAAUGGGCUUCACCUACCAACUUUACAGACAACUCUCUCCUAUUCCACGAGGAUAAGUUGGGACCUAGUUCAAAUGCACAAAGUGGGCUUUUCAACACUCCUCCUCCAACUCCCCCAGAUCUCAAUCAGGACUUCAGUGGAUUUCAACUCCUGGUGGAUGUUGCACUGAAACAGGCAGCGGAGAUGGAAUUGCAGGCAAAACUCAUGGCAUAAAUUGUUCUUCAUAUUUUCUCUUCCCCCAACAGGGAUGUAACAGAAAGAUGUGGCAAUUGUUUCAAUAUCAAGGAUUUAACUGCAUUAUUUGUUCUAAUUAAUCUUAUUUGCACAAGGGAUUGCUGAAAUGAAGCUUCCUAUCCCUGUUAUGGUCUUCAGAGGAUUCCAGUCAUUCCAAGAAUUAUAAACUUAAAGCUACUGUAGAAGCAACCCCCCCAUUUUUUAAAGUUUCUUAGUAGUUUUUUUUCUUCAUAAUGUGAGAUGGUUCCCAAGAUCAUGUGAUUUUGUUUUGUUUUCAUUAUUUGUCUCUUUCAGACUGUGCAAUAUUUAGUAACAAGAUUAGUAUUCAUAUCAUUCCCAUGUGGAACAAAAUAUACCAACAGACUGUCUUAUAAAAAUUCAGAUUUUAAUACAAGUUUGGAUUUGAAUGAUUAUACUUUUUCAUGAUGUAAUAAAGUAUUUUCUUUAA
Molecule: messenger RNA, 2335 nt
Organism: Pantherophis guttatus
Lineage: Eukaryota; Metazoa; Chordata; Lepidosauria; Squamata; Colubridae
Gene: TGIF1
Product: TGFB induced factor homeobox 1
Biological process (GO): regulation of DNA-templated transcription
Molecular function (GO): DNA binding
Source: RefSeq, a predicted model, not a curated record